AUGCGAUCGUCUGUUUUAAGGGGUUGUUUGGUGAAAACCGUAAAAUCUUUGGUGAAGCAAGGAUAUCCUUCGAAAGUUCGUUUGCAGGGAUGGGCUGAAAGUGUGCAAAAAUUUGGAAAAUUUUUAUUUGUCCAUCUUGAUGAUGGGCUUAGCGAUGAUCGAAUACAAGUGGUUAUUCCAAAAAAAAUCUGCUCAAAAAUUAAUGUUGGAAGUGCGGUAGAUAUUUGUGGUGUUUGGACCAAAAGCUUAGGUGCUCAACAAACAAUGGAAUUGUUCGCAUCAAAAUGUACAGUUGUUGGCAAAAAUUUAGCUCCUGUGAGGCAAGAUGUUCCAGUAAGUGCUUUACGAAAAUCAUAUCCACUUCGCAUCAAAACUAGAUCAUUCAUUGCUCUAUUAAGAUUAAGAUCAGAGCUGAACAAAUUUUGUCAUCAGUUUUUUGAGAAAGAAAAUUUUGUUCACAUAGAUGCUCCAUCACUUUCAGUAAAUGACUGUGAAGGUGCGGGUGAUAUUUUUAUAGUCCAAGUAUGCUUCGAAAAUCAUAAAAAGUUUUUUGGUCCUAAUCCUGUUUAUUUGCCAGUUUCUUCUCAACUUUAUUUGGAAGCCAUCGUAAGUAGAAUAUCAAAAGUAUAUACAAUUGGUACAGCGUAUCGAGCUGAAGUCAGCACACCAAGGCGCCAUUUGGCCGAAUUUCGCAUGCUGGAGGCUGAAUUCGCUUUUGCCAGAGAUAUUGAUCAUCUUUGUGACUUUAUCGAAGAUUUAACUAAAUUUGUUGUGUAUAAAUUUCAACAGCAGUCUUCAGAAGCUGAAGCAUUAAAAGAUUUCUUUGAAGCAGAUCUAGAUCAAAAUUCUGCACUUAUCCACUCGUUUUCUAAUACCAAAAAUUUUCCACGAUUGCGGUUUGAUGAAGCAUCUGCAAUAUUACGAAAAAAUGGUGAUUUAAUCGGUCCUCGGUUGAGCAGAAAGAAUGAAUUUUAUCUGAUCGAUUAUUGCAAGUCACCUCUUUUUGUAACCAAUUUCCCAGCAGUUCGUGCACCUUUCUAUAUGAGUCGAUCGGAAUGCGGAAAAUACGUUGAAAAUUGCGAUCUUUUGGCUCCUACGACUGGCGAAUUAGUUGGUGGUUCAUUGAGAGAAAGAAAUCCAGAUGCAUUAAGGUCUCGUGGAUGUAAGAGUAGUUUAAAUUGGUAUGUUGAAUUAAGGAAUGCUGGGCAUCCUUCCUCUGCAGGUUUUGGUCUUGGUAUGGAACGCUUUAUGCAAACGCUAUUUGGUAUCAAAAAUAUUAAAGACACUGUUGCUUUUCCUAGGUAUUAUAUGGGUUCUUACUUCUAA
Molecule: messenger RNA, 1326 nt
Organism: Dracunculus medinensis (Guinea worm)
Lineage: Eukaryota; Metazoa; Nematoda; Chromadorea; Rhabditida; Dracunculidae
Source: the annotation of a GenBank genome assembly